Messenger RNA from Girardinichthys multiradiatus, 3314 nucleotides. RefSeq names its product DNA cross-link repair 1A (PSO2 homolog, S. cerevisiae) (gene dclre1a). Bases 135 to 2888 code for a protein of 917 amino acids. NCBI's taxonomy places the organism in Eukaryota, Metazoa, Chordata, Actinopteri, Cyprinodontiformes, Goodeidae. Gene Ontology annotation, molecular function: damaged DNA binding; 5'-3' DNA exonuclease activity. Gene Ontology annotation, biological process: double-strand break repair via nonhomologous end joining; interstrand cross-link repair; protection from non-homologous end joining at telomere. The record is from RefSeq and is a predicted model, not a curated record. The transcript is spliced from 9 exons.
UGUCUAUAUAGCAUAUCUACACAGAAAUGUACAGGCAGGUUUAGUGUCACUUUUGAGGUUACAGAGGGUUGUUGCCAAACGUUAGUUGUUGUGUAAUAAACUGUUUUGCUACGCUACGCUCGUUGCUGCUCCAAAUGUCACAGAAGGAUGAGUCCGAAAAUGACAUUUGGGAAUAUAAACCUCUCCUAAAGAAAAGAAGGAACAACAAAUCGCCGUGUGCCUCUAAAAGAAGAUAUGCUUCCGAGAAAACGUCAAAGAAAAACUGUUCUCUCUCUCUCGGGUCACAAGAGAAGGGCGCAAAGACCAAAGCAGCUGAAAGUGGAGAUUCCUCUGCUGUUGGGGAUGCAGAUGAUGUACCCAUCAAGUCUCCUGCCACAGAGAUAAUCCAAAGUGGCAGCAAUGCAGGCGAGAUGCCAACUUCUGAAGACUACUGUCCCAUCUGUCAGAUGCCUUUCUGCAUUCUGGUUGUACAGUCUCAGAGAUGGCAUGUUGCUGAAUGCCUCGACACCCCCAGGGACAAAUGCAAAGAAUGCCCAGAUGGUCUCCAGUGUACCUCCACCAUUCCAAUCCAUUACAAGAGGCUCAACCACACACUUCUUGCUGAAAGCCGUGCAAACAGCAACACAGCAGCCACCAGUCUGUCCUGGCAAACAGGGACUUUUGAAGAAGCAAGCAUCGGCUGGCUCCAAGAAAAUAAAAACAAUGAGAUGCUUACCUUUCCAUUAGAUUCCUCUCAGGGGAGUGAUCCCAUUUCUUCUUCCAUUUCCAGUCAGGGUGCCUCCCCUCGACAGGAUCACACCGCAACACCUCUGUCAAAACCGACAAAUGGCCUUCUGUUGCUGCGUUCUCCUGGGCCAGAAGACUUUAAGAAAAAGAAAGGAUGGUUAGGUAAUAAUAAAGGACAACAGUCAGUGGGUGCUUUGCAAGGUAAAACUGAGGUUUCGUCCCCUCCUGUUAAGGAAAACACUACAGUUCAUGCAUGUGAAAGUUCAACUAAAGAGCAAACGUUUCUCAAAGAUGAUGAUGGGAUAUCCUACUCUCCACUGUCUGAGCUCCCUGCAGAGCCUGAAGUUAGUAAUAACUGCACAAAGUCUCUUUUUCUUAAUGAAGGAUCUGAUCAUGAACACUCAGUGAUAUUGUUCAAUGACAGCUUCUCAAGCGAAGAUGAAAUCCUGGCUGACUUUGUAGACAAUAACUGGGCUGAAGGUGAAAUGGUGUUGAAUGAUCCCUCCUCCUCCUCCUCCUUUUCCUCCGUGUCUCAGCUGGGUCCAGUUUCUUCAUUAGCACCUACUAAUCAACAGGCUGACCCAAACAAAGCUGAUGCAGAAGCUUGUGUAUCUAGCAGUAAAAUCAGCAGUAGUAGCUUUCAGUCACCACAGAGUAUUGUUUUAGAGCAUCUAAGAGAAAGUCUUCCUUGUUCAGAAGGUCAGUGUAGUCAGAACCCCAGUUCUCCUCAAGUAUCUUCAUCACAGGACUCCUUUGUGACAAAAUUUCAAAACAUGCCUCCUCAAAAAGGCGAGAGCAAGGCAGGCCAGGCCUCUGGACUGAAGCAGACAGACAUCGGGGUGUUUUUUGGCCUCAAACCGCUCAAAGAGAAGGAGAGUGAAAGUGGACAAAACAACCUGGGCACCACCUCUGUCUCAGCAUCUGGUAAGAGCCCAGGAUGGAGGAGACGUGGGAGAGAUGGACAGGGGAAAAGCAAGGCUGACCCAGCAGCAGAUGUAUCGCAGGCCACGGGACUCGGAAAUGACUCAAGGUCGGUGGGUGCUCAAGGCGAAGCUGGCAAAGGUGGGAACAGAGGAUGGAGAAGAAGGUGGAACAGAGAGAAUGCUGACGGAGAAGUCCAGCUGCCCCGCUGUCCAUUCUAUAAGAAGAUUCCAGGUACGAAGUUUGUUGUCGACGCGUUUCGUUAUGGAGAGAUUGAGGGCAUAAGCACCUACUUCCUAACACAUUUCCACUCGGACCAUUACGGAGGGCUGACCAGGAGCUCCACAUUUCCAAUCUACUGUAACAGAAUCACAGGGAACCUGGUGAAGAGCAAACUGAGGGUGGCAGAGCAGUACGUCCACGUCCUUCCCAUGAACACUGAGGUGAACGUGAAGGGAGUCAGGGUCAUCCUCCUGGACGCUAACCAUUGUCCAGGAGCUGCAAUGCUGCUGUUCUUCUUGCCCGAUGGACAGACGGUCCUCCACACUGGUGACUUCAGGGCCGACCCCUCCAUGGAAACUUACCCCGAGCUACUCGGCUGCCGGGUUCAGACUCUCUACCUAGACACCACCUACUGCAGCCCUGAGUACACCUUUCCCAGGCAGCAAGAAGUUAUUAACUUUACAGCGAGCACGGCAUUUGAGUUGGUGACUCUCAACCCGCGCACGCUCCUGGUGUGUGGAUCGUAUUCUGUGGGGAAAGAAAAGGUCUUCUUAGCUCUGGCAGAGGUCUUGGGGUCAAAAGUGGCCCUCUCCAGAGACAAAUACAACACCAUGUGCUGCCUUGAGUCUCAGCAAAUCAAAGAGCGCAUAACCACCGACUGGAAGGCAGCCCAGGUUCACGUGCUUCCCAUGAUGCAGCUCUCCUUCAAAAAUCUGAAGAGUCACCUGGCACGCUUUUCAGCACAGUAUGAUCGGCUGGUAGCCUUCAAGCCCACCGGCUGGACCUUCAGCGAGCAGAUGCAGUCGGUGGAAGACAUUGAGCCACAGAUCAGUGGCAACAUCUCCAUUUAUGGAAUCCCAUACAGUGAACACAGUAGCUUCCUGGAGCUGAAACGCUUUGUCCAGUGGCUCAAACCUCUGAAGAUCAUCCCUACCGUCAACGUUGGCAGUUGGUCGAGCAGGAAGGCCAUGGAGAGGUGUUUCGGCGAUUGGCUCUCAGAAACUAGAGCUAAGCUCUAAAAUGUGCCCCGGAUUCUGAGAACUCAUCUGUGGCUUGUUGGUUUAAAUAAAACCAAACCAUCCAAUUUAGUAUUUGGAAACAAAUGUUGUAAAACUGCUAAUUUGUCAUUUUUGGGGGGAUUUUAUUGAUGCAACCUCUUCACCAGACGACUAAUAACUGAAAAGACAUAUGCUGACUCUGAGUGGUUAAAUGUGCACUCAUGGCCCAGUUUAUGGAAUAAAACUGCGAUCCAGUGCUGCCUUAAUUAAUGUUAACACAAACAUGGUUACAGUGAAACCAGAGUUAUGCUGAAUUAACUGCCAACCUGUUGUGACUACAUUCCCAUUAUGUAUUCAACAUACUGCAAAUGCUGCUCUUAAACUGUACCUUUAUAUGUUUAUGAUCCGUUUUUAUGCUAUAAAAAUAAAAAUCUUAAAUAUUCUUUA